CCGGUGGUGUUGGUAUUGCCGUUACUAUUGGUACGGAUACAGUAGUCCCUCGUGUACGUGCAAUUAGCGGCGGAAUGGCGGCGGCCCCGAGCCGCAAUCGGUGCCGCUUCAAGACAAUGCCGGGAGCUCAUCGCCUGCACUCCGUCCUGUUUGUCCUUUUGGGCCUCACACUGGCAACGUUGGCAACCGGAAAUGACGCUAUUUCCGCGCCGAAAUCGACAAAGGACCUGCAGCAGCCGCAGCAGCCGCAGCAGCAGCAGCCGUCGCCGAAUCGCCAGCAGGACAUCGAAGAUGAUGGCGGCGGCACCCGACCAGACAAGGACUUUGACUUUGCCGCCUAUGUGAAUGAUUUCAAUUUGCAAGAAGAGGCCACCAUUCCGGAGGACAUAUUUGACCAGCACGAUGGUGACAUCGAGGAUGAGGUCCUCGGUUCGCCCCAGAUGCAAUAUGUUCCAUCUGGUGCAGCAGCUCCAUCUGGCACAAACGAGGAGGAGGACGACGAUGACGAGGACGACAACGAUGACGAGGAUGCGGGACUUGGCCUGAUGGAGCAUGGGCAGCAGCAGGACGAGGAGGAUGAGGAUGCAUCCGAGGCAGCUGAUAUUAUACUUGAAUCUCAAAGGCCCACUUCAAAGAAUUUCAGUGUUUACCUGGACGCCAAGAAAUACCAAAAUAACAACAAUGCCAACAACAAGAAGAGGGCCAAGGAGAAGAAGAACAAUAUAAGCCACUACAACUACAAAUUGAAAAACAAUAAGGAAAACCAGCCGGCGACUAAAGCAACUAAGGCCGUCGAUGGAGGAGAUGGAGGAGAAGAAGGAGCUCCUACCGUAGGUGGUACAACGUUCACUUCCGGCGACGAGGACAACGCGAACUUUGGCAGGCAAAGUUUUGCGUAUAAAAAAUUUAAGAACAUGCACGAACAGCAAAAUCAACAGCAGGAGCAGCAGCAGCAGCAGCAUCAGAAGGAGCAGCAGGAACAGGAGCAACAUCAGCUGCCAAAGGAGCAACGGAAGCGUGGCGACGAUGGACAGCAACAACUACUACUUGAGGAGUCGCAGCUGUUCGAUUCCAUUGAAAUAUUAAAUGAACGAAAAUUUAAUAAGCCAACUGGCGGCCAGGAGCAGCAAAAGGAGCAGCAACACGGGGCCAGACAGGUGGACGAGGCCAUUGGCGAUAUCGAGGACAAUUUGGAUAAUGAUGAAGUAUUGCCAACAGACAACGAUGGCGAUGACGAUGACGUUGGCGAAGACGAUGAGGAUGGGGGCGAGAGUUUGGACAUUAAGUUGUCCAAUGACAAUGAUGGAUUGCUUAACAAGAAGAAAAACUCAGUUGCCGCAUUAACAACAACAACAACAGCAAUGCCAACAACAGAUACAGCAACAACCAAAGUCACACCAACAACGACAACUUCAACACCAACAAGCCCCGCAAGCAGUUCAACAACAAGGACACCAACACCAAUAAUUGGCCACAAACAAAAGCGUCAUGGCGGCAAUGUCUUUGGCUUAAAGAGGCCAAUACCAACGGAGAGCAGAUAUUAUGGCAGCAACUAUGAGAUCGGCAGGAUUAGGCAGCAGGAGGAGGAGCAGGACAGUGAGGAAGAUCAGGAUUUGAAUUUGGGUGAGAUGCACUACUAUGACAAUGGCAACAUCAAGCGGAAGCUGGCCACCUUCGAUACAACCAGGUCGCAGGACCUGGAAGAGAACUCCUUGAGCUUCUCUGCGAUACGGAAGCUGCAGCAGCCGCGUUUCGUGGACGAUGACUAUGCCGAACAGCAGCCGCCGCCGGAAGAGGAGGAGGCAAAGGUCGAGGUGGAAAGUCCUCCAGAUGAGGGGAAAUUGGAAACUGAUGUGGAUUCAGCUUGGCAACGCUAUCGUCAGGACACCACCGAGUCACCAACCUCAGCCCCAGAGUCUGCCUUCGAACGUUUCAAGGCUCUCCGCCGUAGUCGCCAGCGGACGGGACACAAGAGCCACAAGAAGCGCUACAAGGACUAUUUGAAGCGGCAGCCAGUCGGGACAACUCCUCCUCCUCCGCCAGAGCCCACCGCCUCAGCCAGGCAUCUCCAAAAGCUUCAGAAGGAGAGGGAACGUGAACGGGAACGAGAACGAGAACGUUCCUUCUCCUCCCACUCACCGCCCAUAUUCGCCGUGGGUUUGAGACCCCAGAAACCCUUCUAUGAGGGACAGGUCAACUAUUUCGAUCACCAUCAGCUGGAGCAGGAGCAAGAGCAGCAGCAGCAGCUGGAGGAGGAUCUCAAGCAUCGCACAGAGAUGGAGCGACUGAUAGCUCACGACAAUGGCAAUUGGUAUCGAAGGAUAAGUCCAGUGCUGCGCAAUGGUGUCAAGACCCAGGGCGAAAACCAGAAACAUCAUCACCAGCAGCAUCAGGAGCACCAUCAACACCAUCACAGUGGACACUUGAACAAUCAUCAUCACCACCAACAUAACCACCACUAUAACCACCAUCGCAGUCAGCACAAUCAUCAUCAGAAAUCGACGUCAGGUAAUCUGCGAUCACGAGGCAGUAAUCCCUACCAAAGGAAGGCCGGGCAGACCACAUUAGGAGGUUCCAGUGCCACCAGUUCUCCGCCACCGACGCCUCCACUGCCGCCACCAAAACCGCAGCUGGGACACCAGAUCACCGAAUUGCAGCACUUGGAGCGUUACUAUGCCAAGUGGCCACAUCUAGCCCGAGUGCAGUUCCAGGUCUACGAUGAACACUACCGCGAAUCCCAUCCAGAGUUGUACAGCGAUUACGAGGAUGACUACGAGAGCGCCGCCGAGCUGGAGGAGGCACAGCAGGAGCGCGGCGAGGAGGCCAAUCUGCCGCCAUACAUCAAGAAGUACAAUCGGAGGAACAAGCAACUUCUCAACCUGCUCGAAGGAACCCUGCCCACGCCCACCAAUGCUCCGCCGCCGCCAGGAGGCAGCAGCAGUAGCACCGAAUCCGGGGUCCGGUUGGAUGAUGAGUAUCUAAAGGAGAAGCGGCGUCGCUAUCAUCAGCAUCAGCACCAACGCUUCGAUUUGUUUGCCCAACAGCGGAGUCACCUGAAUGCCACGGAGACAUCGCCCACGCCCACGCCCACCUUGCCUGUGGCUCAUCAUCAGCCAGCAGCAGGAGCCAAGGAGAAGAGCUCCUCCAAGGACGCUGGGUACAUUUACGUGGGCAGUGGCAUGGUCAUAAAGCCACUCAAACUUAACGAUGGCGUAUUCAAAGAUGAGGAAUACAAGGACGAGAUCGAGGAGGAACGAAGAGCGGCAUCCACAACCACGGCUAGCAAUCAUUUGCCAGAGGAAGAUGUUGCCGCCUCGGAUUCCAUGGAAGAACACCCAGAUCCAGGGCCAGCCUCCUCCGCUGCCCUGGACUUUUGGCAGCGGGAAAUGGCCAAUAAGGCAACAGCUUCAGGCACAUCCACCACGUCCACGUCCACACCGAAGCCGGCUCUGUUUAAGCUACCCUCGUAUCCGGCCAUAGCCGGCAGCUUCCUGGGAACGCCGCGCAGUCGCAGCCGGAGUGCUCAGUUUGUGGCCAAUGUGGCGGGUCGUGGCCAAAGCAGUUGGCCCCGCCUGGAGACAAUGGUCAAUGCCACGGCAGAGAAGCCAGCCGGGGGAGGAGGAGGAGCAGGAGGAGGAGGAGAGAAUCCUCCAGGAGGAGGAGGAAGCGGCAAAGGAGCACCCUCGCCGCUCAAUUCAUUCGUUUACCAUCGCGUUGUGGAUGGCAUCGGCAUGGCCAACGGCAUUGGUGGUGGCAUUGGUUCCGGCCUGGCCGGAAGCAGCAUAGGCAAGCAGUCACGCCUGCCAUUCGUGGCCAUCACGGAUCGGCGGCUGGACAGGUCGCUGGGCGAGCGACACAAAGACUUUGAGCAGAAUCACUAUCCGAUGCCUUAAGCCGCCGCAGCUGGAUAGGAUCAGAGCUGGAGGGGAAUGGCAGACAUACAUAUAUAGAGCCAGAGGCGCAGUAUCGCUGAAUGGGUAACAGGAAUGGAAAGUGGAGAAAGGAUAAUAGAGAUCGUUGGAACACACAUUUUCUCA
This is a messenger RNA of Drosophila serrata, 4037 nucleotides long. RefSeq lists its product as uncharacterized. Lineage: Eukaryota; Metazoa; Arthropoda; Insecta; Diptera; Drosophilidae. The record is from RefSeq and is a predicted model, not a curated record.